AUGAUCUUCUUCAUACUCUGUGUCAUCUCCUUCACAGCGGCUGCACCGCAGGACGAUGUGAGCCACGUGGAGAAAGUACGGAAACAACCAGUAUUCUAUUCAAUGGACGAGGCUCCAAUACUCUUUGAAGACUUCAUCAAAGAAUAUAAUAAAAAGUAUGACUCCAAAGAAAAGGAACAGAGAUUCAAGAUAUUCGUAGACAACUUAAAGAGAAUAAAUAAUCUAAACCGCAAGAGUACCAACGCUGUUCACGGUAUAAACAAGUUCACAGAUCUGAGCAAGGAGGAAUUCCAAAAGUAUUAUCUCGGUUUCAAGCCGGACAAAAGCUUUUUGGAUGACAUUAAUAAAAAACCGAUUGAAUUAUCAUUUAAUAUCACCGCACCGGCCGCGUUUGAUUGGCGAGAUAGAGGCGUCGUCAGUAGAGUGAAGGACCAAGGACAAUGCGGUUCAUGCUGGGCGUUUAGUACGAUCGGUAACGUGGAAAGUGUGAACGCAAUUAAACACGGCAACCUCGUGGAGUUAUCGGAACAACAAUUAGUAGACUGUGAUAGCGACAAUCAGGGAUGUCAAGGCGGUUAUCCAGAGAAAGCUCUACAAUACCUUGUAUCAAACGGUGCUAUCUCUGAACAAUCUUACCCAUACGUUGGAAUGGCCCAAAGCUGUCAAUACAACAGCGGUAGUGUUGUUGUUAGGUUAAGUAAUGUGGAAAAAGUUAAUCUGCCCGAGCAACAAAUCGUCGAUAUGCUUUAUAGCACCGCACCGUUGAGUAUAAUUAUUGCUGCACAAGCAUUAAGUUCAUAUUCCGGUGGUAUCAUCGUCAAUGAAUGUGCAGUAAGUCAACAACUGGAUCACGCUGUGCUUUUGGUAGGCUACGGAAACGAGGGUGGCGUUGACUUCUGGCUCGUCAAGAAUUCUUGGGGCAGCAACUGGGGAGAAGGAGGCUACUUCAGAAUACAGCGAGGUGUUAACUGUCUUAUGAUGCAGAAUUCCGGAGUCGUAUCAGGAGUCAUGUGA
This is a messenger RNA of Danaus chrysippus (African queen), 1014 nucleotides long. The record is from the annotation of a GenBank genome assembly. Lineage: Eukaryota; Metazoa; Arthropoda; Insecta; Lepidoptera; Nymphalidae.